This is a messenger RNA of Medicago truncatula (barrel medic), 1584 nucleotides long. Its product is annotated as pentatricopeptide repeat-containing protein At1g62350. NCBI's taxonomy places the organism in Eukaryota, Viridiplantae, Streptophyta, Magnoliopsida, Fabales, Fabaceae. The record is from RefSeq and is a predicted model, not a curated record. The coding region runs from base 476 to 1186 and encodes 236 amino acids. The transcript has 3 exons. Gene Ontology annotation, molecular function: protein binding.
UUGUCAUUUAACUUUAUUCCACACACACCAUAUUCAUUUCAAAGUUAAUUUUCUCUCUCUUCACCAAAGAAAUCUGGAAAACUCUCUCAUUCUCAAACAAACCCUAGCCGCCGCCGCCUCCCUCCUUCAGUGUGUCUCCGGCGAUCGUUACAUUGCUCCACCAUCUUCAUCCUCUCCUUUUCAUCUGUAAUUAUACUCUAUCAAAAAAAUCAGGAUCGGACAACCUUCGCCGAUGACCACCACGCCGGAGCUUGCAACCACCGCCCCGGAAAAGAGCUUACGUGUUUUCAUCCCAAUCUUGUAUGUUGUCGAGAUCUGGGUCAGAAUUUUUACACAAACACUUAAACCUGGGCUGUUGUCUUCAUCAAGUCUGUGUAAAACACGAUAUACACCGACGGUGCAUUGUGUUACAUCGUAAAAAACAGCAGUGUUUCAACACAGUCACUUGGUCUAAACUAAAGAAAUAGACACCUUAAUGCUGCGACUUGCACUGCGAAGAGUUUCAUCAUCAUCUUUUUCUUCUUCUUGUUCCCGGUUCAUUACCGGUUCGGCUUCAAAACCAAGCUUAUCAAUAUGGAGGCGAAAGAAAGAGCUGGGUAAAGAAGGUCUCGUCAUUACCAAAGAGCUCAAGAGACUCCAAACCGACCCGGUUCGCUUAGACCGGUUUGUCCGGUCCAAUGUUUCUCGCUUGCUCAAGUCCGACCUUGUUUCUGUCCUCUUUGAGUUCCAUAGACAGGACAAUGUCUUUCUCUCUAUGAAGUUGUACGAUAUAGUGCGCAAAGAAAUAUGGUACCGGCCGGACAUGUUCUUUUAUAGGGACAUGCUUGUGAUGCUUGCAAGAAACAAAAGGGUGGAUGAAACAAAGAGGGUGUGGGAUGAUUUGAAAGGAGAGGGAGUUUUAUUUGAUCAGCAUACAUUUGGAGACAUUGUAAGAGCCUAUCUUGAUAGUGGUAUGCCCUCAGAGGCCAUGGACAUAUAUGAAGAAAUGAGACAAUCUCCCGAGCCUCCUCUGUCAUUACCUUUCCGUGUAAUAUUAAAAGGACUAAUUCCAUAUCCCGAAUUAAGAGAGAAAAUAAAAGAUGACUUUUUGGAGGUUUUCCCAGAUAUGAUCAUCUACGACCCUCCUGAGGAUUUGUUCGACGAUCAUGAGAAGCAUGAUGAUGUAUCUAAUAGUGACAUUUAUUGAGUCAGUGUUGGAUCUUUAUACACCUCCUCACAUCAAGGACCAGACAUUCGAAGCGGGAACAGAUUGAAUUUGAGCUAACUUUGGUUCCUUCGACACUAUUAUCUGCACUUUGCUGUAAAAUAGAGAUAUUGAAGUUUGAAGCAUAUUUUUAUAUACUGAAGCAGCUUGAUGACAUGCAAUGCUGAGACCCGGUAGCUGCUAUUUUGAGUAAUCUCAUUUUUUUCGCUUUUCUCCAUUAAUCUCAGUGAUGAGAUUUUCCAAUUCUCUCUCAUCAUUGUACUUUAUACAUCUGAACAUUGACAGUUUGAAUGAGUAUUGGGAAGAGAAGUUGUUCAAUGUGGAAAUACACAUGCACACAUUUUUUUCUUUCUUUUGAUAACAAUAUUCAGUGUAUUUAA